Messenger RNA from Harmonia axyridis, 1710 nucleotides. RefSeq names its product hypoxia-inducible factor 1-alpha inhibitor-like. The coding region runs from base 439 to 1452 and encodes 337 amino acids. The record is from RefSeq and is a predicted model, not a curated record. Gene Ontology annotation, biological process: peptidyl-aspartic acid hydroxylation; negative regulation of Notch signaling pathway. The transcript has 5 exons. Gene Ontology annotation, cellular component: cytoplasm; nucleus. Gene Ontology annotation, molecular function: ankyrin repeat binding; peptidyl-histidine dioxygenase activity; [protein]-asparagine 3-dioxygenase activity. Lineage: Eukaryota; Metazoa; Arthropoda; Insecta; Coleoptera; Coccinellidae.
AUGAAACUCUAUAAAUAGCUUCAGAAAUAUGUUUCAUAUGAUAACAAACUGAUAUCAGCACCUUUAAAAAUUUAAAGAGCCUCUGAAUACAGUAGGUGUCAAAAUGAAUUUCUCUUUUGACUUGUUCAGAUUUUAUUAUACAGUAAAAAUUUCGUAGAUAUUUCUGAUCUACAAUAAUUAUUUUCUGUUUUUACCGGCACAAUUAAAUUCUAAAAAAUAAUGACAGUUCCAUCAAGCAAAUCUGUUUACAUAUUAUUUAUACGACAUACGUGACUUGCCAGCUUUGAUGGUGAAGUGAAUGUUACUUCCAAACAAAUAAACAAUAAAAUUGGAAACGUUACUUUAGGGAAUCUAAAAUGUGGGAUUCCCAGUACUUUAUCUACCCUUUUUUCUAGAAGAAAUAAACAGGGAUUCAUAGUUGUUUAGGUUACCUUCAAAAUGGCUAGUACGUCGAAUGAAGAGAAAAAACCCUGGGAUUCCAGCAAUUUGAGAAAGUAUUGUUUGAAUUUCGGAGAAGUGCCUAGAUUUCAUUUCGAUGAUCCACGAGUAGACGAAUGUAUACGAUCAAAUAAACCAGUGAUAAUAUUAGGAACAAACCUUGUGAAGCCAGCUGUAGAAAAAUGGAAUUUAGGAUAUAUGGAACAAAAUAUGGGCGCAGCCCUGAACACAGUAUACUUUUCAAAAUCGCACAAAUUCAAAUAUUUCGAUGAGAAUAAAAUGUUAGGUCGAUCUAAUCCGAAAGGUGUACAAUUUACACCACCUAUAAGAAAAGAAGAUAUGCUUAUUGGGGAUUUUAUAAGGACAAUGAGAGAUUGGAAGCAAGGGGAGGAAAGACUUUACAUGCAACAGUCCUUAACUUCAGCUGUUGGUACCAAUAUAGUCCAAGAUUUUGUGAAUUUCAAUUGGAAAUGGAUUAGUUCCAAACAAAAACUUCAUAAGUGGGGUAAACUCACUUCCAAUUUACUAUAUGUGUCUCAAGAAGGCAAUGUAACACCAUGUCACUAUGAUGAGCAAGAAAACUUUUUCGCACAAGUAUUGGGCUACAAGAGGUGUAUAUUGUUUCCCCCCGAUCAAUUUCAGUGUAUGUAUCCUCACCCUGUGCAUCAUCCACAUGAUAGACAAAGCAUGGUGGACAUGGAUAAACCUGAUCAUGUUAGAUUCCCAAAAUUCAAGGAAGCAAAAGGAGUAGAAGCUGUAAUAGGACCUGGAGAGGUUCUUUAUAUUCCAAUUUAUUGGUGGCAUCAUGUUGAAUCCUUGAUGAGAAUGGGGCCAACAAUCACAGUAAAUUUCUGGUAUAAGGCUGGACCAACUGUUAUUCAGUACCCUCUUAAGGAUCAUCAAAAAGUGUCUAUUAUGAGAAAUAUUGAGAAAAUGGUUUUAGAAGUCCUAAGAGAUCCAAAUGAAGUUGGACCUCUUCUGCGAAAUGUUGUGUUAGGUCGGUUUGAGGAUUAGGUACAGCAGAUUAAGAACUAGUUAUAUAUUUUAUCAAUUUUAUUUAUUUAUUUUAUUAUUUAAAAUUUUAUAAUUCAAAAUUAUUUCCUUAUGAACUUACUUGCCAACAUGUAGAUCUGUAAUUGUGACUACUGUAUUUUCAUUGUAUUGAAUUUUGUUAAAUAAUCUUCCCUACAUUUUAGGGAAGCUUUAUAUGUUUUUGAAAAGUCUGACAUCGUAUUUGAAACUUAACGAAUAAAAUCCAUAUUUUCACAUAAA